Messenger RNA from Daucus carota subsp. sativus, 4232 nucleotides. RefSeq lists its product as uncharacterized. Lineage: Eukaryota; Viridiplantae; Streptophyta; Magnoliopsida; Apiales; Apiaceae. The record is from RefSeq and is a predicted model, not a curated record. Gene Ontology annotation, molecular function: protein binding. The coding region runs from base 246 to 3677 and encodes 1143 amino acids. The transcript is spliced from 11 exons.
AGCAAUUGUGACACAUUGUAGCCCCCUUUGUGUUCCUUAGCUCCAAAGGAUCAACCUCUCUUUGUUGUUUUUCGCCAAUCACAAACCCAGAAAACAACGAAGCCGAUUCGUCUCCAGCUCUCUCAAUCAUCAACCCCAAUCUCACCGGUUAGAUUCUCCGUUAUUAAUUUGUAUUAGAUUCUUUGCUCCGUGUUUCUUUUUUCAACAUAAAUACACGCAAUAACACGAACAAAUCGAAUUAUGAAAUGAAUUCGAAUUCUAAAUCUAGUAAAGGAUCAGCGUCGUCAGCUCAUCUUUCCAGGCCUCGAUUUGUUAAGGUUAGGAAACAAUCAGCAGCUGCCGCCUCACACACUUCGAUACCUAAUCCUGGUUUUAAUCCGUUUACGCCUUCUGCGAACCCGCAAAUGAGUAGUGGCACCAGUACUUUGAAUCCGUUUGUUUUUAGAGCUAGUGCUAGUGGAAUGACACAUGAUCCGCUUCUCGAUAAAAUUAGGAAUAUGAAUAUUUCGGAUGGGGGUGGUGGUGGUAAGGGAAUGUUUGUGUUUGAGACUGGCGGUAAGAAGAGUAGUGAGAGUGAUGGUUUGAGGAGGGAUAGUGGUUUGGAUACGGAACUUCCGGAUCAGAUAAGUAAACUGAAUAUUAAGGACUCUGGGACGGCUGGCGGAGGAGGUUUAGGAUAUGAUGCUAUGAGGAAUGUGAGUGGUGAUUCGAAGAAUGUACUUCCGGAUAUGUUUAAUAAACUGAAUAUUAAGGAGUCUAUGGCAUCGGAUCAGGGUGGUAUCGGGUUUGGUGAUAAGAGUGGUUCGGUUUAUAAUGAGUCGCAUCAGGGUAGAUAUGGGUUUCAGGCUGGGGAUGUUAAGCUGGCAUCCUCAUCUCCUGGAAUGCAUUUCGGGCCAGCUAUGAAUACUUUAAAUGCUUCUUCUGUGGGGAUGACUUACAAUGAUGAAGUGAGAACACCGUAUGUAGAGUUCAAAACCCCUAACCUAAAAGAAUAUGUAGCUUCGGAUUAUGAUAGGAACCGAGAAUCAAGAGGGGAUUCUACCAAAGAAGCUAAACUGAAAAAGAAGAAAUGGGACCCCAGGAAGACCACUGCAGGUCAUGUGAUGUGCGAUGAAGAAUUUGUUUUUGGAGAAGGAAGUUCUCGCCAAACUUGCGACUCUUCUGAAGCAUAUUCGCCUAUGGAUGUCUCUCCAUAUCAAGAGACGGUAGCUCAAAGUACCCGUUCAAGAGAAACUUCCAUAACAUCAGAUGAGGUUUUAUAUCCUGACGACAGUUACGUGUCUAGUGAAUCACAUCCAACAGUCUCCAAUACCACUAUAGAUGAAGAUCUGGCUGCUGCAACAAAUCAGCUGAAUAUCAAUAGAAGUAAUAUAAAUUUUACAAGCUUUGGGUGUGACUCUGGUACAGAUUGUUUUGACAAAGGCUCUGUUGCUGGAGGUCCAUCAGAGGAGUCCAUUUCAGGAGCCGAGACUGAGAGUUUUAAGUCUGCGGUUGAUCAGUUGGAAUAUAGCAGUGAUACCUUUGUUACUGCAGGUGAUACUGAGGUCAGUUCAUGUUCAUCAUAUGAGAGGCAGGAUCUUGAUGGGAAGACACAAUUUAACUUUGCUUCAAGUAUCGAAGAUACUGGAAGUAGCAGCUUCACCUUUGCUGCAUCUUCCUCUAAUCAUGUUCCAUCAUCUGCUGAUACACGGCACUACAAAAAGAAGCAUAGAUUGAAAGUGGGCAAUGAUACUUAUAGUUCUUUUGUAAAUGACAAAGUUCCCCUGGAAUCGUCCACUUCGCCAUUUUUCCCGAUUUCUGGAACAUCUUCCAAUCCGUCCCCUUGGCAGGGUCGGAAGGGUGAUGAAUCGAAGUUAUUUGGUAAAAGUGAAAAUAAAUCUGAACUAAUUAAAGAAAAGGAGGUAAAGCAAGUAAGUUUUUCCUCUGCUACAAGCAUCGCAGCACAGGAAGCUUGUGAGAAGUGGCGCUUAAGAGGAAAUCAAGCAUAUGCAAACGGAGAUCUGUUGAAGGCAGAAGAGUGUUACACAAAAGGCGUGAACUGUGUGUCAAAAACUGAGACAUCUAAAAGUUGUAUCAGUGCAUUGGUGUUUUGCUAUAGCAACCGUGCAGCAACACUUAUGUGUUCUGGAAGAAUGAGAGAAGCACUACAGGACUGUAUGUUUGCUGCUGACCUAGAUCCUAGCUUUCUUAGGGUGCAACUACGAGCCGCAAACUGUUAUCUAGCCCUAGGGGAAGCAGAUAAUGCAUCGGUUCAUUACAUGAAAUGCUUGAAGGCAGGAAAUGGUGCUUGCCUGGACAGUAAACAUUUAGCUGAGGCCUCCGAGGGAGUAGAUAAAGCAAAGAAAAUAUUGGAGUGCAUAAAGCAAUCUGCUGACCUUUUGCAACAAGAGACUGCUGAUUUUGCCGAGCAUGCCUUGGCGAGAAUUGAAGAGGGUUUGAUGAUAAGUCCAUACUCGGAAAAGCUUCAGGAAAUGAAAGCAGAUGUUCUUUUCAUGCUACGGAGAUACGAUGAGGUGAUUAAAUAUUGUGAGGAGACCAUGGAGUCUGCAAAGAUUAAUAGCUCCGUAGUUGGUGCUGAUAACAGACAGAAUAAUGUGGAGGGUCCUAACGUAAGAGCAAGCUCUUCCUUUAGGGUAUGGCGCUGGAACCUCAUCGCUAAGUCUUACUUCUAUAUAGGAAAGAUGGAUGAAGCUCUUGAUUUUGUUAAAAAACUUGAGGAACCUGUGCUAAUUACAGAAAGGAAGGGAAACCAAUCCCUGGAGUCGGUGAUACCAUUAGCUUGCACUAUACAAGAUUUGUUGCGUUUUAAGGUUUCUGGAAAUGAAGCAUUUCAAUCUGGCCGACAUGCAGAAGCUAUUGAGCAUUACACUGCAGCUUUAUCAUGCAGUGUAGAGUCACGCCCUUAUGCAGCUGUCUGUUUUUGUAAUCGUGCUGCUGCAUAUCAAGCAAUGGGUCAAAUCGCAUAUGCAAUUUCAGAUUGCAACGUAGCUAUAGCCCUAGACGGAAGUUAUGCAAAGGCAAUUUCUAGGCGAGCCACCUUGUUUGAGAUGAUUAGAGAUUUUGGACAAGCAUCUACAGAUCUUCAUAGACUCGAAUCUCUUCUCAAGAGGCAUGUAGAGGACAAGGGUAAUCAGUUUGGUGCUUCUGAUAGAAUGAACCGCAUUAAUGAGCUAAAGCAAACUCAACAACGGGUCUAUAUGAUGGAAGAAAAAGCUAGAGAAGGCAUUCCUUUGAAUAUGUACCUGAUCCUGGGUGUAGAACGCUCUGCUGCAACAUCUGAGAUCAAGAAGGCAUAUAGGAAAGCUGCACUGAGGCAUCAUCCUGACAAGGCUGGCCAGUUUUUAAAUAGAAGUGACAGUGGUGAUGAUGGUCUUUGGAAGGAAAUAGCAGAAGAGGUCCACAAAGAUACUGAGCGGCUAUUCAAAAUGAUUGGAGAGGCAUAUGCAGUGCUCUCAGACCCUGUCAAGCGGUCAAGGUUUGAUCAAGAAAGAUAUGAGCAAGAGGAAGUGGUGAGAAACAGUCAUAAAAAAAGCAACGUGUCUGGCACAUAUGCAGAUGUCCAUAGUUAUCAUUUUGAGAGAAGUGGAAGCAGGAGGAAUUGGGACGAAAUUUUGAGGUCAUAUGGAAACUCUCAGCCCUGGGGAUCAGAAAGAAGUCGAUCUAACAGGUACUCAUGAUGAAAUGUGGGUAUGACAACAAAGUUCAAAUGGUCAUUGUGGUGAUGUCUUUAGAGGCUGGCGUCAAAGAAGUCAUUAAGCGACACAAGACAUGCUACUUUCACAACUGCCAAAUUGGGGUAGGUUUGGUUCUUACAGAUUAAAAGCUCGCUUUGGAUGUUUGUUUGAAUGGAUUUGCAGUGCAGUCUAAGCCAGGAAGGAGAGCUCUCCAAAUGAUGUUACCAUUUUUUGUCAAAUUUUAUCAAGAGUUACGGUAACUUGUAAACUUGGUUGCAGAUCUGCAGCAUGGAGGCGCACAAUGCAUUCAUGACAGCUGUGGAAACUGAAAGGUUGCUUGCCUAGGGUUAAGUUACAUUGUUGUGGGAAAAAAUGGUGUCCAUUUAUGCAGAACUAAUGUGCUGGGAUUGUAAUUUUGGUUAAAUAUGACUUAUAAUACAUCCGCAGAUCAGGAUUCUAGUCGGUGGAGAUGUUUUUCAGAGUUGAUAUUUGACUGUAGGGUAAAAAGCCGAUUGUUGGUUUAUACAGAAAUGGGAAAAGAUCUGCUCAUACGUUGAA